Punica granatum (pomegranate) is the source of this 2113-nucleotide messenger RNA. The record is from RefSeq and is a predicted model, not a curated record. Lineage: Eukaryota; Viridiplantae; Streptophyta; Magnoliopsida; Myrtales; Lythraceae.
UAUCAUCCCCAGUUAGUUGUUCACAGCUUAGCAAGCUGUGAAACUUCAGCUCCCUACUUCCCUUGCAGCAGUGAAUCCGAAACCCGGUGCAGCACAUUCGCCGUUCUUCGCACCAACUCUCGCUUCUCCUCCCUCUCCAACCUGAGCUUCUACCUGGGCAUCAACAAGUUCGUGGUAGCGGACACGAAUGGCUUCUCUGCAGACACUGAGUUCCUCCCUAGGGACCUGCCUCUGCUGAUCCCUAUCGACUGCAAAUGCAACAGUGCUGCUGGUGUCUUCGAGGCCGAGCUGACGAAGACUGCCAUUAAGGGAGAGAGCCUUUUCGGAAUCUUGGACUCCCUUGAGGGCUUGACCAGUUGCCAGGCUAUCUGGGAUAAGAAUCCCCGGGUACUGCCCUGGAAUCUGGGUGAUGGGAUUUCCUUGACGGUCCCGAUCAAGUGCGCGUGUCCCACUUUCGAUAAAAGUCCAGGGACGAGGCUCCUGAUAACUUAUCCCUUGGCCAAGGGUGACUCUGUGUCUACCCUAGCCUCAAGGUUUAAUACAACGCAAGAAGCCAUCAUUCUCACGAAUAACAGGACAUCCGGGGGCUUCUUCUUCGACCCUGAGAGGUUAAGUCCGCUAACUUCCAUUCUUAUCCCGCUAAACAAUCAGCCUGCAUCUCUCGAUAAGCCACGAGACCCGAACUUAACUUUCCCAGGUUCCAGCAUUCCACCAGUUAAUCGACGGGGUAAGAGGAGGAAGAUGUGGAGUGCCUGGAUUUACAUUGCCCUGACCGGGGUUGCUGUUGGGAUAUGUAUUGCUGUUGCGGCAGUUUUCACGAUUAUCCAUCUCAAGAGAAGGAGGGACAAUAAUCACAGCUCAGGAAAGAAGCCUGGUGGUUUAGUGGAUGAUGUCGAGCUCCAGCAGCUCAGUCUUAGCAUCCGAACCACAAGUGAUAAGAAGGUCUCAUUUGAGGGUUCAGUCAUCGGGACGACUACCCCGAGGAACAAGGUGCUCCUUGAGACGUUCACUCUUGAGGAGCUAAGGAAGGCCACUGAGGGAUUCAGCGCAAGCAACCACAUUGGAGGAUCUGUUCACCAUGGCCGCCUCGGAGGGAAGAGCCUUGCAAUAAAGAUUACACGACCUGAAACAGUGGCAAAGGUUGAGUUUGGCCUGUUCAAGGAUGGGAGCCACAAGCACCCAAACAUAGUCCGGCUGCUAGGAACUUGCCUCAGCGAAGCGAGUGCCGAUUCAGACUCAUACUUCGUCUUUGAGUAUGCAAAGAACGGGUCAUUAAAGGAUUGGAUCCAUGGCGGGCUUGCAAUCAAGAGCCAGUUCAUUGCCUCGUGCGACUGCUUCCUGACCUGGGCCCAGAGGCUGAGGAUCUGCCUCGAUGUGGCCAUGGCCUUGCAGUACAUGCACCACAUCAUGAGCCCAAGCUACAUACAUCGCAAUGUUAAGUCUCGGAACAUAUUCCUGGAUGAGGAGUUCAAUGCGAAAAUUGGAAACUUCGGUAUGCCGGUCUCUCCGGAGGAGGGAGAUCCAGGGCCUGGGCCCAAUUGUAGUCAGGCCUACUUAGCUCCAGAGUUUGUCCGGCAGGGCAAGAUCUGCCCGAGCCUCGAUGUGUUUGCCUACGGGGUCGUACUCCUCGAGGUGCUAACAGGACGGCCCCCAGUGAUUGGGGCCAGCGAGGGCGGAGGAGAGAAGGGGAUCCACCUCUCAGAGAAGAUUAAGUCGGUGCUGAAUUCGGAGGAUGCAGAAGGGGAGAUCCGGGAAUGGAUUGAUGGUGCAAUCGGGGAUAGCUAUCCAAUCGAGGGAGCUCUUCAGCUGGCAAACCUUGCAAGGGCCUGCACGGAGGAAGACCCGACCUUGAGGCCGAGUGCAGGAGAGGUGGUGGAAGUGCUGCUGAGGCUGGUCGAUGAGUUGCCAGCCGCACAGGGAGAGAGCUGCCUGAUGAGUGAGAGCUCUUCCAAGCCUUUAGUGAAGGCUGCUGCUUCGAACUCUGCCAUCAACCAGUAACUACAAGGUGACAGAAUAAAAAACAGGCUUUCGCUCUGUUUAAAUCUCAUCACUCAUCAGGGAUGGCGUGUAAGAUUAGUCUCAUCUAUCCGUUGCACCAUUCAUGUUGAUCUGA